AUGUCCAGCAGCAGUUCAGCUCCAGUGUUGAUCGGAGAUUCCAGCCUCACAGGUUGGCAGCUUAUUGGCUCUGGGGGGUUUGGGCACAUCUACAGAGCCAGACACUGUCAGUGGUGCUACGAUGUGGCCGUCAAGCUGCUUCGUUACGACGACGGGAGCAGUUCAUCUCUGCAGCGUGAGAGUGAAAUGAUGCGUCGAGGAAGCAGCGAGUACAUCAUGCAGGUCCUCGGGGUCUUCAAGGGCCGACUGCCGAACUCUGGACCCUCAGAGCAGCUGGGCCUAGUCAUGAAGUUCAUGGAGAGAGGAUCACUGACGUCCCUGCAGGCCACGUUGAACGAGGUGCUGCCGUGGCCGCUGGUCCUGAGACUCGCCCACCAGGUGUCUCUGGGCAUCAACUUCCUCCACAGCCUCUCGCCGGCGCUGCUGCACCUGGACCUGAAGCCGAGCAACGUGCUGCUGGACUCGUACCUCAACGUCAAGCUCACAGAUUUCGGCCUCGCCAAGUUUUACCACAGCAUCAGUCGAGUGUCGAAGAGGAGCAGCGAGGAGGAGGGAGGGACGCUCAGCUACAUGCCGCCAGAGGCUUUUGAUUUACAGUACAGCCCCACACGAGCCUCGGACAUCUACAGCUAUGGUGUCCUCCUGUGGUCCAUCGUCACCGGGAAACAACCGUAUGCCAAUCCAAUCUCCAGCAUCGUGCGGCUCCGGAUCCCCCUGGGAGACCGUCCGUCGCUGGAGGAGUUCAGGCGCCAGGCCGCGGGACGGGCGGAGCUGAGCCCACUGAUGGAGCUCAUGGUGCGCUGCUGGGAGUCGGGACCCGGCAACAGGCCGUCCGCCUUCGAUUGUGCAACCGUCACAGAACAACUGUAUCAGAUGCACAAACAUAAUGUUCUGGACGUCGUUCAUCAAGUGCUGAGGAAACUGGAGCAGAAGGAACAAGAGCGACUCACAGAGCAGGUUCGGAGGCUUCAGGUCACUCAGAACUCAGAACUUGUCAGAGUUGAAGCUGUGAACAUCUGUGACAAUGUUCCGACGGGACGUCCGCCCGUCCAGGAAAUGGCAGGUGAUUGGACAAACCACAGACGGGAAGCAGCGAGAGUUACAGACCCGCCGACACCUCGAACUUCUGACCUGCGUCACGUCGACCAGCCUCGACCUUCUGACCUGCGCCACGUCGACCCGCUGACGCCUCGACCUGCUGACCUGCGUCACGUCGACCAGCCUCGACCUUCUGACCUGCGCCACGUCGACCCGCCGACGCCUCGACCUGCUGACCUGCGUCACGUCGACCAGCCUCGACCUUCUGACCUGCGCCAUGUCGACCAGCCUCGACCUUCUGACCUGCGUCACGUCGACCCGCCGACGCCUCGACCUGCAGACCCGCGUCACGUUGAUCAGCGGUGCUUAGCGACAGAGUUCCAGGAAGUGAAGGCGUCCUCCGUUCAUCCCAUCGGAGCGUCGCCACCGCCUCCGUCCACCAGGGGGUCGUCUCAAGGCAGAGCAGCCGAGAACCUGCAGAGCACCCCCAGACAACACCAUCUACAGUACCAGCGUCAGUCGUCCAGCCCGGUCACUUCGUCCCACAAACCGCCCUCCACACGUAACGUCUGCAUCCACUGGAGCAACGUCAGCGGGGUCCAGAGCGGCGACUUCAACACCAUGAACAUCUACGACUCCGAGAGGAGGCGUCACCCGACAGCGCCCCCUAGUGUCAACCUGCCGCCGCUGUCGCGCCCCGGAAGCAGGAACAACAAGUGAGGAGCAGGCGGCCGGUUCCAGUUCCAAGUUCUCUCAUGAAACUUCUUGCUGGGAUCGUUCGUCUGAUUUCAAUUUCAGGUUUUUAAAAACUGGAUUCAUAUUGAUCUGUAGUCGCAUGUCGACUUCAACAUUAAAAUUUGGUCUUGUUUUUUGAAAACCCUCACUUCUCCUUCGCCCGUCAGCAGUAAAAACACGAGCGAGGACUGAUCAAGUGGUUUCUUCUCGAGUCAACAGACUCCGUCAACAAUCAUCUGCACUGAAACACUGAAUCUGAUCAAACAUUUUAUGUAAAUAUACUUUGUGUUUUUGGAAGGUGACAUUUUUAUUGUAUUUGUGUUGAUCUGGUUUCUUUUGAACUCGACGUCUUUACAAACUCAGGAAGUGAAGCAACGUCUUUAUCAUCUGUGUUUGAACGAGACGUCCAGUGUGUUGAUUGGAUCACUUCCCUCAGCAGAAGCAGGACGUAGCUUCAGUGAAGAUGAAAAACUCAAUCUGAGGACGAGUCAGUUUUAAUCUCAGGAAAAGACCGAAACAACAACGACGAGUUUAUAAUAUCUGGAAGAUUGUGCCAGUCAGACAUGUUGGAAUCUCACACAUCAGGAAAAACUCUGGGAAACGUUUGUACAUGUACAGUUAACUAGGAUUCUGAUAAUAAAAUCUACAUUUGUAUUCAAAAAAUUAUGUAUUAGCUUUUUCUGGCCCACUGGGUUAGAAUUGAAUUUAAUGUAAUUUAUCAUUUUUGAAGUGAUGAAAAAAAUAUUUUUAAAGCUGAUUUUCUCCAUUUUAUACCAUAAUCAAAAUAUAUAUUUGUGUUCGA
Molecule: messenger RNA, 2575 nt
Organism: Scophthalmus maximus (turbot)
Lineage: Eukaryota; Metazoa; Chordata; Actinopteri; Pleuronectiformes; Scophthalmidae
Gene: ripk3
Product: receptor-interacting serine-threonine kinase 3
Exons: 12
Coding region: 1-1758 (585 amino acids)
Biological process (GO): protein phosphorylation
Molecular function (GO): ATP binding; JUN kinase kinase kinase activity
Source: RefSeq, a predicted model, not a curated record